Molecule: messenger RNA, 2541 nt
Organism: Pocillopora meandrina
Lineage: Eukaryota; Metazoa; Cnidaria; Anthozoa; Scleractinia; Pocilloporidae
Source: the annotation of a GenBank genome assembly
UUUAGGUACCUUUUAUAUGAGGAAGUGGACGAACAUCCAAUGACCAGAAUGCUAAGCACACAUUGGCUUGGAAACGCCGGAAACUUCCUCAUGCUACUACUUGUUACCAGUGCCGAAAGCGACCUUUCAUUAGAGGAAAUGAGCAACAGAUGUAACAUUAAAAAUGGUCAGUAGCAACUGCAUCUUUUUUACAGAUUUAAAGUUACAUACUUGAUCCACAAAUCAAGUUUCUGUUAUGAAGUUGUUGACUGAAUCAUUGUUAUGACUGAUUUACGUUACCACGAGGGCUACGCAUUUAAAUUUUUUUCAUCUUUUUUGCGCAGUGAUACCUGAAAUGGACAUCUUCUCCAGUCCGCCAAACCGCACAUUAAGAGUAGGUGCAGAUAUUAACUUGACUUGCAUAGCGUGGCCAAGGAAUGACCACCAGCUAUAUCCCAUUUAUUUGAUCAUAAUUAUGUUUUAUCCAAAAAUUUUUAUGAACUUAUAGAAAUAAAAAGUCGCAUUCGGUGUCACAAAAUUAUUCAUAAGUCUGGCUAGUUUAGAUGCCUCAUGACGCACGAUAAGCUAUAUCAUUUAUAGGUUUUUUUUCUUUGGGUCAUAAAUUUUAAACUUGGGUUGCAAUUAGGAAGAUAUGUCUAUCGCAGUUGCUGCCAAACCUUGAGAAUCAUUUAACACACUCUUAUUUGUUUAAUGGACAUAAAUGGAGGCCUAAAUGGUCUUUUAGCAUGGCCUAGGUUGAAAUAUAGCUUCAAGGUAUACUACUGGAUCGAAAAAGAUCUACAUUGUGACAUAUGUAGGCAAAAACACCUGUUUCCUUUAUGUUUAUUCCAACGUAAGAAAGUUGAAUAUAUUCACAUUUCGUCUUGUCUGCUGUGGCAAGCAAAAGACUUGAGGUGGGUUGAAUGAUCUUUUUCUCAUCACGACUUUCACAAUUUAUUAAUUUUUUUAAUUUUAAAAUACUUUAUGCUCGCGAAAACUCACCAAAGCUGUCUCUAAGUGCCAAAACUCAUGGAGAUUCGGCAAUUUGAGUGAUCCGUGAGAAACUUCACAUCUCUUCAAAAGAAGAACAUCUUAAGCUUUUGCAAGACUCACUUAAAUUAUUCUGUGGGAAAUGACUUUUUGUCAAAAAUAAAAAUUAAAAAAUCAACAACAAUCAUAAAAAUAUAACAAGGUAAGUGAAUGAGGUUUUCUCAUUUCUUUAACGUUUUUCCCUUCAGUCUUUUAUGAAAAAUUCUCACCUGCUGUUUUCAUGAGGCUUUACUCAGAUCUUCAAUUUACAUUCUGGUCUGGUUUCGUGAGCAUCGGUUGCGUAGGAAACAAGAUAUGACAUUUUACGUGAGACAAGUUAUAUGCCAUCUGGUUGUCUCUUUUGUUCAUUGCAUCUUCUUGGUCACAAAACAUCGACUUUCUGAGAUAAGGUCUCAUGCUUCUAUUCUUUUAAGCUUUUUGGACCAGUUGGAGGAAAUAAUGGGAUUAUUUUUGUUCGGUUAAUAGAAAUAGCAACUACUAUCACGGCCUCUUUAAAAUUGACUCAUAUGCCAAAAUGCAUACAAUAAUAAUGAUGAUAAUAAUAGUUAUAAUAAUAAUAAUAAUAAUAAUAAUAAUGAUGAUAGCUAUCAUUAUCGAUGAUGAUGGUAAAAGUAAUGAUAAUAAGUCUGAUAAUAGUAAUAAUGAUAAAGCCACAUCCUCAAAAGCAGGUUUAACCCUCUCCCUCGCCUAUCAUUUUGCACUUCGGCUCAUUUUCCCAAUGGAAGUUUGGUAAUAACUUGACAAUUAAUCUGUUGAUGAAGAGAAAAGUUUCCAUCACCUGCUGCCCGCUUUGGUUUUAAAAAAGACGUUUUACAUCAUGCCAUAGCAAACAGACGAUUUUACAUUUAGGUAACUUUUGUAUGAGGAAGUGGACGAACAUUUAAUGACCAGAAUGCUAAACACACAUUGGCUUGGAAACGCUGGCAACUUCUUCAUGCUGUUUCUUGUUACCAGUGCUAUAAGCAACCUUUCAUCCGAGGAAAUGAGCAACAGAUGCAAUAGUAAAACUGGUUAGUAGCUACUGCAUUUUUGUUUACAAAUCUUAAGUUACAUACUUGAUCCACAAAUAAAUUUUUGUAAUGAAUUUAUUGAUUGAAUCAUCGUUAUGAUUGAUUUAGGUUACCUCGAGGAUUACGCAUUUAAUUAUUUUUUUUUUAACUUUUCCGUCUAGUGAUACCUGAAAUGGAUAUCUUCUCAAGUCCGCCAAACCGCACAUUGAGAGUAGGUGCAGAUAUUAACUUGACUUGCAUAGCGUGGCCAAGGAAUGACCACCAGCUAUAUCCUAGGAAAUGGACCAAAUAUAUUCAGUGGUAUGAUCCUCAGGGUAGCCCAGUUGGAGACAAAUGCCUGCAGAGUACACCAAGAGUCAAAGAGCUACACUGCAUAUUAAUGCUCAAGAGGUUGACUAUGGAACAGUUUGGAAACUACACUUGUGAGGCUCAGAAUGAUUAUGAGGGAUAUUGCAGGCAAAAAGUUGUCGAAAUUGAGCUGCAAGGUAGGCAAAACGUAUAA